Molecule: messenger RNA, 183 nt
Organism: Phanerochaete carnosa HHB-10118-sp
Lineage: Eukaryota; Fungi; Basidiomycota; Agaricomycetes; Polyporales; Phanerochaetaceae
Exons: 1
Source: RefSeq, a predicted model, not a curated record
GGAUAUUUACCAUACUAUCUCCUUCAUGAAAUGCACCCAGUUUUGUUCUUUGGCCUAGCUAAAGCAACCUUUCUCAUAGAUGGUUUUCACCACAAUAUGUUCUUCACUAGAGUUAUGUGGGCCGUAGCAUAUAUGCUUGGCAGGUAUAAUUUCUUCAUUUUUUUUAUGCUGCAAUGUAAAUAA